AUGAGCUGGUCAGGAUUCAAGAAGUCCAUGAACAGGGCGGGCACAACCAUCCUGCAAAAGGCAGGCCAGGUCGAGCGCACGGUCGACCAAGACUUCGCCACCGAGGAGGCGAAGUACAAACAAUUCGAGAAGGAGUGCCAGGCCCUGCAGAAAGACGGCAAGGGCUACCUCGAUGCCAUGCGCGCGAUGACCGCGGCGCAGCUCCGCCUCGCCGAGACCAUCGAGACCUUCUAUGGCGCCGCAGACCGCACCUCCGAGGGCUCCAUGGCCGCCCACGCCUACAAGCGCAACGUCGAGGAGCUCGACAACGGCAUCGGCCGCGAGAUGGACGUCCCAUACCGCGCGACCAUCAUGGAGCCCCUCGGAAAGAUGAACGCCUACUUCCCCAUCGUCAACGAGCACAUCGCGAAGCGCAACAAGAAGCUCCUCGACUUUGACUCGGCGCGCAGCAAGGCGCGCAAGCUCACGGAGAAGCCGAGCGACGACCCGACGAAGCUGCCAAAGGCCCAGCAAGAGCUCGACGACGCACGCGAGGUGUUCGAGAUGCUCAACGGGCAGCUCGUCGCCGAGAUCCCGCAGCUGCUCGACCAGCGCGUGCCCUACUUCGACCCGAGCUUCGAGGCCAUGAUCCGCAUGCAGUGCAAGUUUGCGGAGGAGGGCUACGAGAAGCUCAGCAGCGUCCAGCGGUACUUUGACGAUAGCGUGCGCGACGACUACGCCGCGGGCCAGCUCGACGCGCAGGUCGAGGGCGUCCUGCAGGAGAUGCGCGAGCUGUCCAUCUGCGGCGCCAGCUGAGCGUGCGUGCGUGCGUGCGUGCCCGUGGCCGCGCGCGGCGCGAUUGGGGGGUCGUGCCGCGCCCGCCGAAGGCGACGGAGCGGAAGGACCAGUGUAUUACUAUCUACCAUCAUUCAUACGCGUGCGUGCGUGCAUGUACGCGUGCGUUCAUGCUACCUUCGUACGUGGAUCGGGCAGAUUUUGGGGGGGGGGGAGGGGCGUUUCCGGGGCCCCGUUCAAUUGCAUCCGUUUCACUC
This is a messenger RNA of Heterobasidion irregulare TC 32-1, 1031 nucleotides long. RefSeq lists its product as uncharacterized. Gene Ontology annotation, molecular function: protein binding; lipid binding. The transcript is spliced from 9 exons. Gene Ontology annotation, cellular component: Rvs161p-Rvs167p complex; medial cortex; mating projection tip. The coding region runs from base 1 to 795 and encodes 264 amino acids. Gene Ontology annotation, biological process: actin cortical patch localization; plasma membrane tubulation; endocytosis. Lineage: Eukaryota; Fungi; Basidiomycota; Agaricomycetes; Russulales; Bondarzewiaceae. The record is from RefSeq and is a predicted model, not a curated record.